This is a messenger RNA of Candidula unifasciata, 1013 nucleotides long. The record is from the annotation of a GenBank genome assembly. Lineage: Eukaryota; Metazoa; Mollusca; Gastropoda; Stylommatophora; Geomitridae.
GUUCAAUACACAAGGUCAAGUACUUUGACCAGACUACAGAUACCACCUCCUACGGUCGAACAAAAUCGGGAACAACUAAGAAACAAAUCCUAUUGGUUACAUAUGGACGCAGCGGCUCCACAUUCACGUCUGCUCUCAUCAACCGCCAUAAGGACGUGUUCUUUGUCUUUGAGCCUCUGUUUGUUUUGGAAAAGAGUAUUUCACUAGACACGAAAGAGAACGAUUCCAUGGCAAUAGUCAAAGCCUUUAUGGAGUGCAACAUUCCUACCGAGUACAGUUUUGCGCUUGACAACUACCUGUAUCGUAACAGCGAUACCACCAGGAACUUUUACAGAUGUAUGGCAUCUUUGAAGAAAGGAGCUUUCCACGUCUCAUGUUUUCUACAGUUGUUAGACGCUUGCAGACGACAGCGGGUCACGUUUGUUAAAACCAUUCGUUUCCAGGUCAAGUGGGCGGAGGCUCUGCUAGCCAGAAAUCCAAAUUUUAAGCUGUUAUAUUUAGUAAGAGACCCUCGAGCAACACUGUUCUCUCAAGCCCGCGUGUUUCGAAAUUUCAACUGGAACACCCAGGUCUUCAAUAUCUCUCAGCAACACUGCACUAACCUGCAGCUCGAUCUUCAGGAUGCUGAGAGACUCUACCAUCUCUACCCUGGCCAAGUCAAGGGCAUCCGGUACGAACAUGGGGCCACGGACCCUCUUACCUACACCCGAGACAUUUACAAGUUUAUUGAUCUUCCAUUUGAUAAUGACCUCGUAGAGUACAUUACGAAUAUCACAAAGGCUCCAAUAGACAGUCCAAAAGUCAAUAGUUCUUAUAGUGUGCUAAGGCAUAACUCGACACAGACAAUGAACCGUUGGCGGUUUAUGGUCGGGUUCAACAGUGUUCGAGAGGUAGACCAGGCUUGCGGACAUCUCUACUCUAAGCUAGGAUACAGAACAGUUGCGUCUCAAAAGCAUUUAGUGUCUGAGAGUUCGUUAGUUAUCUCCCCUCAGCCAAGUGGAAUAUUCUCCUAA